AGUAAAUGCGCUCAUUGGUGUAACAUGUUGUAAAAUCGACAAAAGUUGAUUGUUUCGUAGCGUCAUUCCCUCCAUUUCUGAGAGCAACAUGUGUUAUAUAGAGCUAUGACAUUUGAAAACGGCUACAAACAAGAUGUGGAAAUGAAAUGGACUUAAGAUUGUAAUGAAGAAUGUAUUCUGUACACAUUGAUGCCCAAAAAAGAAGAAAUAAAGAUUUAGUCAGAAUAAUGGAGCAACAAGACGAAAGUAAAAAUAAAGCGAACCAAAAAAUUAUGCGCUACAGGAAUGCGCUGAUUAAAAAAGUUAUUGUUGUUAUCCUUGCUUUAAUAAUUGUUUGGAAGUUAUGGAUGUACAUUAAUUACACUGAAACCCCAGCCGAAGUUCCACCGCAACAAAAAGUGCAGACAGUUUCAAAAUGGGUGUAUGAAGAUCACAAGCAGGGCCUGACAGAAACUGGACUGAAACAGGUAUUGAGUGCUAUUGAUAAUGGAGAAAAGAUUGACAGUGGUCGGUCUGUUCAUGACCAGGAAAAAGAAACAAUAAAAAAGGUGGAGAAAUUUCCACUGAAAAAGGUGGAGAAACCAUAUACAAGCACUGGAAGUUUGACAUUCAAAGGAGGUAAAUUUUAUCUGGAUGGAAAAGUUUUCCGUAUUCUCAGUGGUGCCAUGCAUUAUUUUAGAGUCAUGCCAGAGUACUGGCAGGAUCGUAUGCGGAAAAUGAAAGCAUGUGGCUUGAAUACAUUGGAAACAUAUGUGUCCUGGAAUUCGCAUGAGGAACAGCCUGGUGUUUUCAAUUUUGGGGGAAUUCUAGAUAUAAGGAAGUACAUAGAGAUGGCUCACGAAGAGGGACUUUAUGUUAUCCUUCGUCCAGGGCCUUAUAUCUGCUCAGAAUGGGACUUUGGUGGCCUUCCAGCGUGGUUAUUGAAAGAUCCAAAUAUGAAGGUACGCAGUAACUACCCACCAUAUCAGACAGCUGUGGAGAGAUUCUUUAACAAACUUAUACCUCUUGUAGCUGAUUUACAGCAUAUACAAGGUGGACCAAUUAUUGCAGUGGCUGUUGAAAAUGAGUUUGGAUCAUACAGUAAUGAGGUGGAACAUUUAUUGUUCCUUAAACAGUUGCUGCUUAAAAAUGGUGUAAAGGAAUUGUUGUUUGUUGCUGAUGGCAUAGUAGGCAAGGAGCUGACAGGAUUCAAUGUUGCACCAUUCUAUGAUGAGACUUUACCAACUGUAAACUUUAUGAAGUUUCACCUUGGUGAGGUUCUGAUAGAGCAAGUGAAGUCGAUCAGUCCGGAAUUCCCGAUCAUGGUGAUGGAGUUUUGGGCCGGCUGGUUUGAUCACUGGGAACAUACACAUGCUUACUCCCUGGCUAAACAUUUAGGGUCGGACUUACAGAACAUACUGGAAUCUGGUGCUUCGGUGAAUUUCUACAUGUUCCAUGGAGGAACUAAUUUUGGUUUUACAGCUGGGGCAAACUGGUUCAAUAACUCCCACUAUAAACCAGAUGUUACUAGUUAUGAUUAUAUAGCGCCUAUAAGCGAAGCUGGAGAUCUGACACCAAAGUAUGAAAUUAUCCGAGCCAUACUGAAGAAAAUGGUGCUUGAACCUGAAGGUAUUACAGAUUUACCUACCCCACCUAGAAACUCUGACAAGGGGGAUUAUGGUCAAGUGUUUGUAGACCAGUACAUGCCAUUAGAAGAUAUGGUUACAUCUAUUAAGGCAAUAUCGUCAGACAAACCCGUCCCCAUGGAGAUGCUAGAUUUACACAAUGGAUAUGGUCAGAAUUUUGGCUUUAUUUUGUACAGGGCAUAUGUUCCUAAAGGAAAGAAACUGACAUUUACUGUACCUGCACAGGAUCGAGCGCAGGUGAUAAUGAAUGGGAAAGAAAUUGGUGUGCUGUAUUGGAAAUCAACAAGAUGGGAAAUUGAUAUUCCAGAAAAUGUCCUAGAUUCUGAGAACAUACUGGAUAUACUGGUUGAACAUCAUGGACGAGUUAAUUACGUCAUGAUGGGAUUUAACAGAUUCAAUGAGGAGAGUAAAGGUAUAACUGGUGAUGUGAAGCUAGAUGGAAGUGUAAUUUCUAACUGGAGAAUAUAUCCUAUGGAGUUUAAAGAAGAUUAUGUUAAUAGUAUGGCUGACAAUCAUAAGUGGAAGACAUUUACAAACUGGGAUGGUGGAGUAGCCUCCCUUUACACUGCCAAUCUGAGGAUAGAUGCUACGCCCAGAGAUACUUUCCUUAAUAUGAAGGGUUGGACAAAGGGUAAUGCAUUUAUCAAUGGCUUUAACCUGGGUAGAUACUGGAAAGAGGGUCCACAGAGAACGCUUUAUGUUCCAGCUCCUGUUCUUAAAACUGGAAAUAAUAAGAUUGUGAUAUUUGAGCUACACAAGGCUUCCCAUUCCAUGAUCUUCCAGGAUGUGCAUUUAACAAGCUGAUAUUAGUCAUCUUAGUUAAUUUAUUUUAUUUUUCUACAAAUAUUUGAGGGAUUUUUAACUGGUGCAAAUACGAAAGACUGGGAGAAAGCAAGGACUAGUUACGAGGGUAGAUAGAAAUCAGUGUGUAGACAGUUACGGUGAAAAAUAAUGAUAGCUGGAAAACCUCGCAAAAAUUUAACAGAAUCACAUUACAUUCCAGAUAUUGUAAGCUCUGUGGGACAUACUAAAAGUGUUCAACUUAGUUUGUUAUACUUCGUAUCAUUUUUAAGUUAAUUAGGAACAUGUCGGAUUUUUCUCCACAGCAAAAAGUCUACAUUGUUAGACUCCACUGUAAUCAGGUUUGACUGUAAGUUACAAAGCACAUGACUGGUGUAAUUGUUAUGAUGUAAGUUGCUAGUAUUUAUAGUAAAGAGAGAAGAUACUUUGCGAGAGACAAUUUUAUGACUUUUUGGGAGAGGUGAUAGUUUUUGAUGAUAGUAUUACAAGAUAACUACAGCAAGGGAGAGCAUUACAUAAAUUGCUUGUUUUUCUUUUCUAAUUUAAAUCCAUUGUGUGUGUGCAUUCUAGCCACAAUUCGCAGGCACAGUGCAAAAUGAUUGUAAAUUUGAUGAAAUAAAGAACAAGAUACAAUUGUUUUGCACUAAUCCCACAAUAUAUAAUACAGGAGCUCAGUAAACAAUAUAGAAUACAGGAGUUCUCUACUGGAAUAUUUCGUAGAGUAUUACUCUAAGUGCUACGUCUGUCUUCUCUUUUUUUCGAAAAUUUUUGAAUGUUUUUAUUGAAUGCUCCUCAAUGUGUUUACAUGUAUAUAUAUAAAUAUAACAUAUACAAUAGUUUUACCUGGAGAGCUCACAUUCUUUUUACUUUACUGAUAUUUGGUGCAUAUAUGAAGGUGUGUAGAAUUUGUGUAUUUACUAAUACCAAGUUAUAUAUUUUUG
Messenger RNA from Ruditapes philippinarum (Manila clam), 3367 nucleotides. Its product is annotated as beta-galactosidase-1-like protein 2. Gene Ontology annotation, molecular function: beta-galactosidase activity. Gene Ontology annotation, biological process: carbohydrate metabolic process. The transcript has 19 exons. The record is from RefSeq and is a predicted model, not a curated record. Gene Ontology annotation, cellular component: vacuole. Lineage: Eukaryota; Metazoa; Mollusca; Bivalvia; Venerida; Veneridae. Bases 171 to 2429 code for a protein of 752 amino acids.